Symsagittifera roscoffensis is the source of this 1232-nucleotide messenger RNA. Its product is annotated as dehydrogenase/reductase SDR family member 7-like. The coding region runs from base 80 to 1123 and encodes 347 amino acids. The transcript is spliced from 9 exons. Gene Ontology annotation, molecular function: oxidoreductase activity. Lineage: Eukaryota; Metazoa; Xenacoelomorpha; Acoela; Convolutidae. The record is from RefSeq and is a predicted model, not a curated record.
UAGAUUUGAAUUUUCAGAUUUCCCUGCGUAGAGAAAAAAACUUCAACUAUUGAUCCAGUCAUCCAAAUUGAGUAGAGUAAUGUCUUCUUCUAAGUUCGUCCUCUCGUAUCAGAUGUUGAACUUCGGAGGGUUGGCAGUGGCCGCCCUCCUCCUGCUAACUUCUCCCCAUCUGUUGAUUCUGCUCAUUGGGGGUCUGGUGUCAGCCGGAGUAUUUCUGGACUCCGAUGUGUCCAUGAAACUGAUGGAGAGAUUUGGACGAAAACCGGAAGAUAGUUAUCUGAAGGGGGCUGUUGUGUGGAUCACUGGUGCAUCCUCCGGAAUAGGGGAGGAGUUGGCCUACAGACUGAGCACAGCCGGAGCUCAUCUGGUUCUGUCUGCCAGGAACGAAAAGGACUUGGAGGCAGUGGCUGAGUCCUGCAGAGCUCAUAAGUGUGCGAGUUGUCUGGUUGUUCCCAUGGACAUCACAAACUACGAAUCACAUGCGAAGUGUCUGCAACAAGUUGUGGACCAGCACGGCAAAAUUGAUGUGUUGGUGAACAACGCGGGAGUGUAUCAACAGGGCUUCGUGUUAGACACAGACUUGAGUGUGAUGCGGAGAGUUGUGGAAGUGGAUUUCAUGGGCCAUGUCUCCCUCUCCAAACUGACAGCAGAACACAUGAGACAAACUAACACUAAGGGACUCGUGUCCUUCAACGCCAGUGUCGCCACUAUGAGUACUCCGCACAUGGGAAUAUAUUCGGCCUCCAAAGCAGCAUUGAAAUGUUUCGCUGACAGUGUGCGCGCAGAGUGGUUCGAGUAUGGCAUUGAAGUGCAGGUGUUCCGCAUUGGGCCAGUCUCCACCUCACUGGCCGAGAGAUCCCUCAUGACCAAGGAAAACCAGGUUGGCGGUGAGAAAAGUGUGGAAAACUUCAGCAAGAACUACAACCCCAUGACCAGUAAGAGGUGUGCUGAGUUGAUGGCAGUAGCUCUGGCCAACAGGGUUCCAGAGGCUUGGAUCGUGCACAAAUUGAUGGUUGUGGUGGCCUAUAUGUACGAGUAUGCACCACACACAUCCAGAUGGCUGUUUGGAAGGCGGAUUGCGGCGAACAUGAAGAAAGCGGACGAACGUCUCAAGAAAGAUUGAAGUUACUACAGUGUUAUGCAUUAUUAUGGCCUACAUUUCAUUGAUCAACCCUGAGUGCACAGAAUAAUUUUUUCUGUUUCCUGGUUUUUUUCUGCCUCGACCUAUCGAA